AUGUCCCGAGAUGACCGCCGUCAACAUAGUACUCGACGACCUCGCCCAUUGCCGAGUAAGACUUCUAAUGGACGAAUUAAAUUCGCGGUCUCUUGUUCUUCCAAUAUGAACCGAUCUAUGGAAGCUCACGAUCUUCUGAAACACAGUGGAUUUAAUAUUGAGUCAUAUGGGUCGGGGAAUUAUGUAAAACUGCCGGGGCCAUCUGUCGACAAACCCAAUAUUUACGAAUUUGAUUCCAUCCCAUAUCAGGCAAUUAGGGAAGAUCUCAUCAAGAAAGAUCGAGCCUUGUAAGAUCGACAUUUAAACUUGUAGUGGUUAAUUUUAAAGUGAUUACAAUUUUGAUUUCAUGUCAGAUAUACCCAUAACGGAUUACUCCAAAUGCUGAAAAGAAAUAUGAGAGUAAAAGAAAGACCUCAGAAGUUCCAGCAUUGCAAAGAGGAAUUCGAAGUUAUAUUGUGUUUGGAAGAACGUGUUUAUGAUCAGGUAUAUUUUAAUACUGUUCAUUUAAUAGAAUCCUUGCAGAUUAUCGACUUUUUCCACUCUCGAAUCCCAUCAUCUGGAAAUUUGGUGCAUGUUUUGAAUAUCGACAUCAGGGAUACUCAGGAAGAAGCGUCCAUUGGCGCUUACUUUGUCCGACUUUUGUGUCAGAAGGUAAGUUAAUUCUAUAUUUUAUGACUAUUGUUUGUUGCAAUUAUAACUGUUUCUACUUCAGCUUGAAUCCCUGGAAGAUCUCGAUAAUCAGAUAGACGAUGUUCUCUUGAAUCUGGACGCCGAACACUCCAAUCGGAAUAUAUUACACUCAAUCCACUUCUAUUAG
Bursaphelenchus xylophilus (pine wood nematode) is the source of this 817-nucleotide messenger RNA. The record is from the annotation of a GenBank genome assembly. NCBI's taxonomy places the organism in Eukaryota, Metazoa, Nematoda, Chromadorea, Rhabditida, Aphelenchoididae.